AUGGCGUUGCAUUGGGACCAGACACCCCAGAGACAGGGUCUCUAUGACCCGACAUAUGAGUCGGAUGCGUGCGGAGUUGGUGCCGUCAUGGAUAUGGGCAAGACACCCUCCCGCAAGACGCUCACGGAUGCCCGAGACAUGGUGGUUCGCAUGACGCACCGCGGCGCCAAGCAAGCCCAUGAGGAUGACGGCGACGGCGUGGGGAUCAUGAUCUCUAUCCCGGACGAAUAUUACCGAACCUGCUGCACGUUUACCUUGCCUGAAGCUGGCAGCUACGGCGUUGGAAACCUCUUCAUGCCGCCCCAGGAGGAGAAGAGAGAGGAUUCCAAAAAGCUCGUCGAGCGCAUGGCGCGGAAGUUGGGCCUCCAGGUCAUCGGCUGGAGAGCGCCGCUACCCGUCAAUUCCCUCGUUCUGGGCCCGUACGCCCGGACGACGGAGCCCUUCAUCGCUCAGGUUUACGUGACACUUGCAGAGGACGAUGCGCCAGACUCUGCCGCAGAGGAGAAGCUCAGCAAAUCCCCCGGCAAGAAAACAGGUCCGGCCAAGAUCUCUUCCCAGCAGUUCGCAGGUCUCAACCUGGAGACGCGCCUUUUCCUCCUCCGCCGCGCCGUCGCGCUGCGCGACCGCGAGGUCUUUGUGUGCUCCCUGUCUUCCCGCACGAUUGUGUACAAGGGCCAGUUCAAGCCCGACCAACUUUUCGAGUACUACUUGGACCUCAAGGCGGAGAAGUGCACAGCCUUCUUGGCAAUCGUGCACUCGCGUUUCUCGACGAACUCCUUCCCGUCUUGGAACCGUGCCCACCCUUUCCGACGCAUUGCCCACAACGGCGAGAUCAACACUCUAGCAGGCAACCGCAACUCCAUCCGCACCCGGGAGGCGUUGAUGAACGACACCACAGCCUUUGGUGGUGCGCAGCUGGAUGCUUUCUUCCCCGUGGACGAGGAUAUCGGCAGCGACUCGGCGUUGCUGGAUAAUGUCGUGGAGCUCCUGCUAGCCGCAGGCACCCGCGAGCUCGCGGAGGUCAUUAUGAUGGUGAUCCCGGAAGCUUGGCAGAACGCCGAUCGCAUGGAGCCCGAGAAGAAAGCUUUCUACAAGUACCUGUCCUGCGUCAUGGAGCCUUGGGACGGCCCUGCAUUGGUUUGCUUCACCGAUGGUAUCCAGUUCGGCGCCACGCUGGAUCGAAAUGGCCUCCGCCCAGGCCGCUUCUACAUCACCAAGGACAAGCGGCUGAUUCUCGCCUCCGAGGUAGGAGUUGUGGAUGUCCCACAGGAGGAGGUGCAGUUCAAAGGACGUCUUCGGCCAGGCCGCAUGCUCUUGGUGGACUUCAGCGAGGGGAAGCUCAUCGAGGACAACGAGCUGAAGAUGCGCUACGCGAAGAAGCAGCCCUACGCUGACUUCCUGAAGACUCACAGCAUCGAGAUCAAGGACCGACUGGGUCCGGAGCCCAAGACGGACGCGGCGCUCAUCGAGGAGCUGCUCGAUGAGGAGCCCGGCAGCUUCGAUGCCUCGGACACCACCUUGGUGAACAAAAGGGUGCUGCCUCUGCUCACCUACACCGGCUACACCUACGAGAAGGUGGAGAUGCUCCUGGCUCCCAUGGUGAAGACCGGCGCCGAGCCUCUGGGAUCCAUGGGCUCCGAUGUGGCCCUGGCCUGUAUGUCCCGGAUGCCUCGCCAGCCUUUCGACUACUUCUUCCAGCUCUUUGCGCAGGCCACGAAUCCCCCGAUUGAUCCGAUCCGCGAGGCCAACGUGAUGUCCUUGACGUGCCCAGUCGGCCCGGAGAGGGGCCUCCUGCAACCCUCCCCGGAGGCCUGCCGACGUGUCUUCCUGGACUCCCCGAUCCUCUGCCCGCGCCGCUACAACGCUCUCUUCGGUCUGGAGGCUGACGGCAUCUCGGAU
Symbiodinium sp. CCMP2456 is the source of this 1899-nucleotide messenger RNA. The record is from the annotation of a GenBank genome assembly. NCBI's taxonomy places the organism in Eukaryota, Dinophyceae, Suessiales, Symbiodiniaceae.